AUGACACUUGCAUGGAACAAGAGAAGUAUGAAGAGCAAGUUGCAGUGCCAUAAAACAGCCCAGGACUCACAGGGCACCUCUAUCACUAGGGCAACUUGUUCUGCUGUUGGGCAAGAUGUUGCCAAUGGUGUGGAAGAUGUGGAAGAGAUGUUUGGUGAUGGUCCAACUCAGGAAGAGAGCCUUGGAAACAGCACAGAAGUUGCUGAUGAAGCUGUCACAGCAAGGAAGUGCUCUGCAAAUGGUGAUGUUGCAGGAAUUGGAAAGGUAAAGGACUGGGCAGAGAAACCUUUGAGCAGCAAGGCCAUCCACUCUCCAAGAGUCAGUGCUUCCAGUGCAUCACAUUCCCAUGCUUCUUCACUUUUGAAUGUGAUGUCCCUUGGGCUCAAAGGGAGCACAAGGUCUACUCAUUCAAGUGCCACUCAACCACUGCCCACACCUGCAAGUGUCAGCAGUAGGGUUGUGCCUGUUUUGUACCUGGGUGAAGACAGCAAAUUGGCAGAGUUCAGGAACUACACACAGGAAAGCAUCAGUAAGGGAAGCAAUGCCAGUACUGGGGUAUCUGGUGAAGUGAUUGACAACAUACAUACCCUGUCCAUCACCCCACCACCCCCAUCCCAACCACCCAUCAUUGCCAAAACUGCAGUGUCAGUGAAGCCUGUGAAGAGUUGA
Molecule: messenger RNA, 669 nt
Organism: Pisolithus orientalis
Lineage: Eukaryota; Fungi; Basidiomycota; Agaricomycetes; Boletales; Pisolithaceae
Exons: 6
Coding region: 1-669 (222 amino acids)
Source: RefSeq, a predicted model, not a curated record